UGCCCAGCAGGGGCACACAUCCAGGUCUCGGAGGGGGACUGUUGCACAGCUGGCUGGGGCUGAAGCUCGAAACUUCACUUCCCAACAUGCACACGGGAAACUGAGACUGUGCACAUGCUCGGGGAGGGGAGGGGAUCCCGGCGCUUCCCCAGGCGCGCCGCGGCUUGCCUGCCGGAGACUUCCUUGUUGUACACGAGACACCCACCCACGCUAAGAUGGCUGCGAAAAGCUCGCACUUUCACCUGAAGAUGGAAGAGGCGAUCGAGAGGUGCCGGGCGGACUGCCAGUGGGAGAGGCAGCUGGCGAUCGUCGGGCAGAUGCGGGCGCGGGCGUCGUCCAGCCCCCGGCGCAAGGGGGCAAAAGGGUCUCCGGAGUCCGAAGACUAUGAGAAUCUCCUAGUUGCAGAGGCACUGCUGGAGCUAUGCUUGAAAGAGAACCUUGCCAAAAUAAAGGACGCCGUUCCAUUAAUGGAAAAGAAUGAGUCAAAAAUGAGUGAUGCCAAAAAGCACUUGACUGGCAUUCUAAACCGAGGGAAGUUACUGCUGAAAGAUAUGACAGAAGCAAUGCUGAUCCUAGCCAAGCUCCAUUAUGUCGAAGGCUCUUACCGGGAUGCCAUCAGCAUGUAUGCCAGAGCUGGUCUUGAAGAUAUCUCUGUCGCACAGAAGCCCUUGUAUCUGCUGCGUAUACUAACAGAAGCUUUUGUUAUCAAAGGAUUGUCCCUGGAGCGCUCCCCCAAUUCAAUUGCUUCCCGGACACGGCUGUCAGAAAGGGAGGAGGAAGUCAUGGCUUGUUUUGAAAAGGCUUGUGUGUUUGCUCAAGUGUACUUACAAGAACUUGAGAAGAGCUUCAGCAACACACAUUCGAGAGGCAUCAAAGGUGGUCAUGCAUCAUCUUUGGACUUUGAACUUCCUUACUUCUUGGAAGCGGCCCUGCAGAGCUCCUAUGUGGCUCACUUAAAAAGGGGCAACAUCGUGAAGGGAAUGAGAGACCUCCGAGAUUUAUUAAGGACCACGGAAACAAAAGCUACUCAGAGCUUCAGAAUGGCAGCUGCCAAACAACUGGCAGAACUUCUCCUCCAUUCAUUGAGUGAAGAUUGUUACUGGAGCCCUUUGUCUGAUCCUCUCCCCGAGUUAAUGAACAAAGAAGAUAACUCUUACAUUUGCACUACUCUACGCAGAAGACUGCAGCUACACACUGGAGAUAACCUGUACAGCCCUAAAGACAACGUAGAAGAGGCCCUCCUCCUACUCCUGAUCAGUGAGUCCAUGGCAAACCAGGAAGCAGUAAUUAGCCGGGCCCCAGACCAGAAAGCUGAUCGAGCUGCCAGCCUGCAGGAUGCGUCAGCAGUUUAUGAUCUCCUCAGUAUCACACUGGGCAGAAGAGGGCAGUAUGUCAUGCUUUCUGAGUGUUUAGAACGUGCGAUGAAGCUUGCAUUUGGUGAAUUUCACCUCUGGUAUCAGUUGGCACUUUCCAUGGCAGCUUGUGGCAAGUCCGCACAUGCUGUCUCGGUGCUCAGAGAAUGUGCAAAGCUGCGUCCUGAGGAUCCUACAGUCCCUCUCCUUGCUGCCAAGGUCUGCAUUGGGCCUCUGCACUGGCUGGAGGAAGGUGAACAUUUUGCCAAGAUGGUGAUAGACGUGGGGGAAGAUGCUGGGGAGCUUCUAGCAAAGGGCAACCUCGCCUUGGGCCUGAUAUACAGUCUUCAAGCAACUGAUGCUACCCUGAAAAGCACGCAAGAUGAGUUGCACCGGAAAGCACUUGAGACUCUGGAAAGAGCACAUCAACUGGCACCGGAAGAUCACCAGAUCAUUCUCUACCUCUCUUUGCAGCUGGCCCUCGUCAGGCAGAUUUGUGAUGCAAUAGAACACCUCCAAGAAGCAGUGAAACUGUGCAAGGAUCAUAUGAAUUCCCUUCACCUGCUAGCCCUCCUCUUUUCAGCCCAAAAAAACUAUCAGCCUGCUUUGGAUGUCAUCAACAUGGCCCUUUCAGAGUAUCCAGAAACCUUUAGCUUACUCUUCACCAAAGUGAAGCUGGAGUUGGUGCAUAAAGGACCAGAAGAGGCUUUAGUGACUUGCAGGCAUAUGUUGCAUCUGUGGCAGACACUAUAUAGUGUUUCACAACACAGUGAUUCUGAGAAAGCAAGCAGUGUGACUGAGGUGCCGCCAGUCAAGAAACAUAACAGCAUGUAUCUCACACUUCCUGACGCCCAUGAUAAUGACUCUGGCUCCCAACGAGCUUCUUCUAUCGCAGCAUCACGGCUGGAGCAGGCCAUGUCUGAAGUAACCAUGCACAGUACUACUUUGAAGCAAGGGCCUAUGCAACUGUGGACAACUCUUGAACAGAUUUGGUUGCAGGCUGCUGAACUGUUCAUGGAACAACAGCAUCUCAAAGAAGCGGGCUUCUGUAUCCAGGAGGCAGCCAGUCUCUUUCCCACAUCUCACACUGUGCUGUACAUGCGUGGGAGGCUUGCAGAGAUGAACGGCAGCUUGGAGGAGGCUAAGCAAUUGUACAAUGAAGCACUAACGGUUAAUCCAAAUGGAGUGGAAAUCAUGAACUGCCUGGGGCUGCUCUUGAAUAGGCUUGGGCGAAAAAGCCUGGCUCAGAAAGUUCUGCAGGAUGCUGUCCGGGUACAGAGCACCAGCCACAAAGUCUGGAACAGCCUUGGAGAAGUUCUUCAUGCUCAGGGCAAAAAUGAGGCCGCUGUCGAGUGCUUCUUGACUGCUCUGGACCUUGAAUCCAGCAGUCCCGUAGUCCCAUUUACUGUUAUUCCCAGGGAACUCUGAGGGUUUCAUACCAUGCACAUGCAUUUAGUGGAGGAGGUCUAAUAGCACACCUAGGAGUUCUCUCCUUCUAGGGUCUUUCUAGACAACCAGUUUACAGUGCAGCAAAUACAGAGACACUGAUCAUUUGCUGCCCUGAAUUUAGACAUCUUUCCUCAGGGAAGUGCUGUUGUUUCAGGGAUAUCACACUCACUCAGCACUUGUAUCACAAUAUAAUGUUGCUGGGAAAUGCUAUUCUUUUUCUCGCUAGUGGGGCAGUUGCAGUUCAGAGGGUUGCCCAGAAUAAGCCUGCACAGCUUGUCACCCACCACAGUAACCGUGGGUCACUAGAUCUGGAAACCAGCCCUUAGAUCAUGUCCUGUUCUGCCUGCCUGAGGGCAUAAAAACAUGGAAGCUUUCAAAGUCCUGGCUGGUCAAAGUCCAUGUCUGGUGGCCUGCAUUCCACUUGGUCCAUCACUACUGGUACAAGCCUGGUCCAGAAGGGAGGUGCAUGCAUGUCACUGGCCCCUCUUAGUUAGUACCUGUGUCAUCCUUGAUGAAGAGUGACACAAAUCUCCCCCCCCUUGUGCUUGUAUCAUGUACUCAUCAUGCCAGCAGUUGCUCAGCUUGCCAAAAGGGGGCUUGCAUGGGAUCUAAAACUGACUCCUGUGCAGGCAAAGUGGGGGAAAGCCCCUUAUCUGGGUCUCCAUUGGCACCCAUCUUCUUGCUUUGCUUUGACACUACGGCCAAAGAGCAUCUUAACUUGAUACUGUCAUGACAUCAAAAAUAUUCUGCUUUCCCACUUUCCUUGCAGAAUCCCGAGCUAAAUUCUGUGCAGACAAAAUGAUGACCCUCACAGUUAAAUAGUUUUAGUAACACUUAGGGAUUCCAGCGUCUUACUAGCCCUUUUUCCUGUGCCUGACUGCAACCAAACAUGUAUAAAAUGAGCAAGUGAAGCUUUUCCUGUUGUGUUAUUUAGCUGCUUGGAAAAACUGCCCAUCUGAAUACCCACAAUUUUAUGCUGCUGUUACAAGCUCUGGCUACACACCCUGUUCUAAAACUUCUAGAUCUCACAGAUUAGCAAUUGUUGUGGAAAUGCUCCACCUAAGCACAACGGGCCUGCAACAGCAGUGGAACAGCUUCCAUUGUGAUGUUGCACUAUUGCAUUUGGUCCACCCUGCCCUGACCUCUUGCCUGUUAAUAUAACAACUCUUAGGAUCGAGUCACCACUGAUGUUAAUAUAGUGGUGAUGGCUAUAAUAGAAGAAUGAGGCAUGAAGAUGCCAAUUCCAGUAAGUGCAGUGGAAUAGUUAAGCACAUGCUUAAAUUUCUCCCACUGAAAUCAGUGGUACUUAGAGCAUAAUGAGGCAGUGCAAGAAAUGCAGAACAGCCACCACGAUGUGUCUCUUUGCCCUCAGUUUCUUGUAAGGUUUCAAUGUUUGGUGUGACAUCAUCAUGCUACAGUGCCCUGCCUCCACAGUCAACAGCCAAUUGUGUAAAGCAGAGAUGGAGCAUCACACAGCAUGUGUUGUGUUUACCAUCAUAAAGGAAUGAUAGAAGGUGGCCACCUGUCUAUAUCACUCCUAACUUCUAAUUAAGCCAUUAAAAGUGCUUGACGUUGGCUGGAUUGUCUCCGUAUUGUUUUCUAGAUACUUCUGUUGAGUUGCUAGUCAGCCUACAGACAGAUGAUAGAUAGGAAGCACUAGCCCCUAGGCAUCCCCAGACUUGCCUUCUCAGUUAUUUAAUAUAAAUCUCCCUUAAAUUAGUAGAGUCUGAGUAUCUCUGGAUGCUUACAUUUUCAGAAGGAAUUUGUCAUGUUGAGCAAAUAAAUACAUCCUGAGUCUUUUUCCUGUAAAAAAGAAAAUCAGGGGAAUAGUCCCUUCCUUCAAAGGAGUUGAGGAGAGAAAUUGGCUCAAUGGAGCCCUCAUUCCUCCAUGCAUCAUCCUAGCCAGCUGUGGUCUGAAGUGUGCCAGCCAUUAUCCUUUCCAUGCUACACAAGUUGAUGGAAUGCAUAAAGCUGCCUUUAUACUGAGUCAUAACAUCGGUCUAUCAAGGUCAGCAUUAUCUACUGUGACUGAUAGAAACUCUCCAGGUUCUCCAGUAGAGGUCUUUUCACAUCACCAGUUAUCUGAUCCUUUUCACUAAAGCUGCCAGGGAUUGAAUCUGGGAACUUCUGCAAGCAAAAUAGAUCAGCCAUGUGACCUCUGGAACUUGUGCCCCAGAGCAUGCUGUUCUGCUCUUGUGAGAGGGAGGGGUCAGUUCUCAACUUUUUAAUCAUAAAGAUUUCUAACUGAAGUUACACAA
Molecule: messenger RNA, 5059 nt
Organism: Gekko japonicus
Lineage: Eukaryota; Metazoa; Chordata; Lepidosauria; Squamata; Gekkonidae
Gene: TTC7A
Product: tetratricopeptide repeat domain 7A
Exons: 20
Coding region: 216-2780 (854 amino acids)
Biological process (GO): phosphatidylinositol phosphate biosynthetic process; protein localization to plasma membrane
Cellular component (GO): plasma membrane
Molecular function (GO): protein binding
Source: RefSeq, a predicted model, not a curated record